This is a messenger RNA of Saccharomyces mikatae IFO 1815, 1902 nucleotides long. RefSeq names its product uracil permease (gene FUR4). Gene Ontology annotation, biological process: nucleobase transport; transmembrane transport. The record is from RefSeq and is a predicted model, not a curated record. NCBI's taxonomy places the organism in Eukaryota, Fungi, Ascomycota, Saccharomycetes, Saccharomycetales, Saccharomycetaceae. The transcript has a single exon. Gene Ontology annotation, molecular function: nucleobase transmembrane transporter activity. Bases 1 to 1902 code for a protein of 633 amino acids. Gene Ontology annotation, cellular component: plasma membrane.
AUGCCUGACGACGUAUCAUUACAUUUAAGCGACUCUUCAAAAAGAUUACAUUCUCACCAAUUGGUGGGGUCCUUCGAUGAGACUUUUGCGCCAAAUAAUACGGAUCUGGAAAAAGAGUGUAAGGCAUCCCAAAGUAAUAUAACUACCGAAGUUUUUGAAGCAUCGAGCCUCGAAGAAAAAGCAAGCUCGGAAAAACAAAAAUACAGUUCGUUUUGGAAAAAAUUUUACUUUGAGUAUGUGGUCGUUGACAAAUCAAUCUUGGGUGUUUCUAUUCUAGAUUCAUUCAUGUAUAACCAAGACUUAAAACCCGUUGAGAAAGAAAGGCGGGUUUGGUCUUGGUAUAAUUAUUGUUACUUCUGGCUUGCCGAAUGUUUUAACAUAAAUACCUGGCAAAUUGCAGCAACAGGCUUACAGCUAGGACUAAAUUGGUGGCAGUGUUGGAUAACUAUUUGGAUUGGUUACGGUUUUGUUGGUGCUUUCGUUGUUUUGGCUUCUAGAGUAGGUUCUGCUUACCAUUUAUCCUUCCCUAUAUCAUCUAGAGCUUCGUUCGGAAUUUUCUUCUCUUUAUGGCCUGUAAUUAAUAGAGUUGUAAUGGCUAUUGUUUGGUACAGUGUCCAAGCCUAUAUUGCAGCAACUCCGGUGUCGUUAAUGCUAAAAUCCAUCUUUGGAAAGGACCUACAAGACAGAAUCCCUGAUCAUUUUGGGUCACCAAAUGCCACUACUUACGAAUUCAUGUGUUUUUUCAUCUUUUGGGUUGCCAGUCUUCCCUUUUUACUAGUACCCCCCCAUAAAAUUAGACAUCUGUUUACCGUUAAGGCAGCUUUGGUUCCAUUCGCCUCUUUUGGUUUCUUAAUUUGGGCCAUCAGAAAAGCUCAUGGGCGUAUUGCUUUAGGGUCUUUAACUGACGUGCAACCUCAUGGUUCUGCAUUUUCAUGGGCUUUUUUGAGAUCACUAAUGGGUUGUAUGGCAAAUUUCUCCACAAUGGUCAUCAAUGCCCCUGAUUUUUCAAGGUUCUCAAAAAAUCCCAACUCUGCAUUGUGGUCCCAAUUGGUUUGCAUUCCAUUUUUAUUUUCCGUUACUUGCUUAAUUGGCAUCUUGGUCACCGCAGCUGGUUAUGAAAUAUAUGGUGUUAAUUAUUGGUCACCACUCGAUGUGCUACAAAAAUUUUUAGAGACUACUUACAAUAGUGGUACAAGAGCUGGUGUAUUUUUAAUCUCCUUUGUCUUCGCAGUAGCACAGUUGGGUACUAAUAUUUCCGCAAACUCGUUAUCAUGUGGGACUGAUAUGUCUGCUAUUUUCCCUAAAUUCAUCAAUAUCAAGCGCGGUUCGUUAUUCUGUGCAGCUAUGGCAUUGUGUAUUUGCCCAUGGAAUUUAAUGGCAACAUCAAGUAAAUUUACAAUGGCUUUGUCUGCAUACGCCAUCUUUUUAUCUAGUAUCGCCGGUGUUGUUUGCUCUGACUAUUUUGUUGUCAGAAGAGGAUACAUCAAGUUAACACACAUCUACUCGCAUCAAAAGGGCUCUUUCUACAUGUAUGGAAAUAGAUUUGGUAUUAAUUGGAGAGCCUUGGCUGCUUAUUUAUGUGGGGUGGCUCCUUGUUUACCUGGUUUUAUCGCUGAAGUGGGUGCUCCAGCUAUAAAGGUUUCUGAUGGAGCUAUGAAACUAUACUACUUAAGUUACUGGGUAGGAUAUGGCUUGAGCUUUUUAUCUUAUACUGCUUUGUGUUACUUCUUUCCUGUACCUGGAUGUCCAGUUAAUAACAUUAUUAAGGAUAAAGGUUGGUUCCAGAGAUGGACCGAUGUUGAUAAUUUUGAAGAAGAGUGGAAAGACACAAUAGAGAGAGAUGAUUUAGUAGAUGACAGUAUAAGUGUCUACGAACAUGAACACGAAAAGACGUUUAUUUAA